Purpureocillium lilacinum is the source of this 1407-nucleotide messenger RNA. The record is from RefSeq and is a predicted model, not a curated record. NCBI's taxonomy places the organism in Eukaryota, Fungi, Ascomycota, Sordariomycetes, Hypocreales, Ophiocordycipitaceae.
AUGAUCUCGAGAACCUCCCUCGCGAGAACCGCGCAGCAGGCCGCCCGGCGCUCCUGCAGCGUGCAGCCGCUCCAGCGCCGUGGCUUCGCUGCCGCGGCCUCGACGGGCGCCUUCGACACGACGGACGUCUCUGGCCUCAAGGUUGCUUCGCGGGACGCCCAUGGCCCGACGACCGAGCUGGCUAUCGUGGCCAAGGCCGGCACUCGUUACCAGCCGCUGCCCGGCCUGACCGUCGGUCUUGAGGAGUUUGCCUUCAAGGCGAGUCGCAGGCCGAUUGCCGAGGAUGACGGGAUCAACACGCAAAGGCGAUCUGCCCUCCGCAUCACGCGCGAAUCCGAACUCCUGGGCGGUCAAUUGUCUGCCUCGCACUCCCGAGAGGCCCUGGUUCUCAAGGCCAGCUUCCUCCGCGAGGACCUGCCGUACUUUGCCGAGCUCUUGGCCGAGGUCGUUUCCAUGACCAAGUACACCACGCACGAGUUCCACGAGGAUGUUGAGCGUGUCCUGCACCUCAAGCAGGCUGCUCUCAACGCCAAUGUGCCCGCUCUGGCCCUCGACAACGCCCACGCCGUCGCCUUCCACACCGGCCUCGGCGCCCCCGUAUACCCUUCGCUGUCGACUCCCCAGAAGUACCUGAACGAGGAGUACAUUGCUAGCUACGCCGACGUCGUCUACUCCAAGCCCAACAUUGCUGUCGUCGCCGACGGUGCGUCGCCCGACGCCCUGUCCAAGUGGGUUGGCCAGUUCUUCAAGGACGUCCCGGCCAGCUCUCAGAGCGGCCAGUCCCUCAAGGUUGAGGCGUCCAAGUACCACGGCGGCGAGCAGCGGACGAACCACGCUGGUGGCAACUCCAUGGUCAUCGCCUUCCCCGGCUCCGACAGCAACGGCUCGAAGCCCGAGAUUGCCGUCCUCGCUGCUCUGUUGGGUGGCAAGCCCACGAUCAAGUGGACUCCUGGCUUCAGCCUGCUCUCCAAGGCCACCGCCGGGUCGACUGGCCUCUCCGUCUCUUCCGCCAACCUCGCUUACUCCGACGCCGGCCUGCUGGCUAUUCAGCUUACUGGCCCUGCCGCCGCUGUUCGCAAGGCCGCCGAGGACACCGCUAAGGCGCUCAAGAGCGUCGCGGAUGGCUCGGUGAGCAAGGAGGACGUCGCCAAGGCUGUUGCCAACGCCAAGUUCGACGCCCUUGAGAAGGCUCAGUUCCGUGGACCGAGCAUCCUCCAGGCUGGAUCCGGCCUCGUGCACAGCGGCAAGGCCGCCGACCUUGCUGCCCUGGCUAGCGGCAUCGACUCCGUUACCGCCGACAAGCUGAAGACGACCGCCAAGGCUCUCCUGGACGGCAAGGCCACUGUGUCGACGGUUGGCGACCUGUUCGUGCUGCCGUACGCCGAGGAGAUUGGUCUGCGGGUAUAA